GACCUUUCCGUUAAUGUUGAGUUUAAAAACACUUAUUUUAUAAAUACAAUUUUAAGUUCUUAGCAAAUGGAACGACAAUGGCAACACGACUGCGAUUCUUAACUGUCAAAUCGAAAACAAAUCGCAAAAGUCACAAUAUGUAUAGAAUGGAUGGAAUUUGGAAAUUACAUUAAUUAUUAAACAAACGCAAAAUACUAAAUAGAAACUAUAAUGAUCCACAAACUAAUUGACACGAGUGACGACAUUAGAUAAAAAGGAAGAUAAAGUUUUAGUGGCGCAAAUACUCACGAUAUCGACCAAAGCUGAACCAAUAACACAGGCGAUGUAUUGUUGUUUACCAUGAAAAGAAUGCGAUCGACUGUUUAAUUAUUUCAGAUUCCUUUGACUGAAUAAAUAUAUCGGAGUAAUGGGGUGCCUACAUAGUAAAAAACAGGUUAUCGAUUUACAUCCGAAUGUUUUUCGUGUGCUAAAUAUCGAUGAAAAUGGAGUAGAAAUCUGCACGGGUCAACUAGAGAUUACAGAGUCGGAUAUUGUUUUGUAUAGAGAAGGAAGAGAUACUACUGUGUGGCCUCUACACUCUUUACGACGAUACGGCUUUGAAGCAGAAGUAUUUAGUUUUGAAUCAGGUAGAAGAUGUGAGACGGGAGAAGGAAUUUAUGCAUUCAGAUGCAGAAGGGCUUCUUCACUAUUUCGUACUUUACAACAACAAAUACAAUUAAGAAAUGUUAUUCAUGAUUCGGUGCCAUAUCCUGUAUCUCGAUUAACACCAUCCCCUCAAGGACGUCAAACAUUACAGGCCUCUGUAGUUCAUCGUUCCUCCAUUGAUAAUGGACAAGUAGAUGUUGCAGGAGCAGCUCGCAACAGCAAUCUUUCCAAUGUCGCUUCACACAACACUGUUAUGAGAAAUGCCACCCAGUCACCUCGGUCACCAUCAAGUGCUGACAUUUUAGAAGUGAUGCCAUUAAAUCCUCGUCCUCAAGCAGCCAAUAGUCAAGUUACUAAUGUGUAUCAAGUAAGGGAUUUUAAAAGGGAACAUAAUAAUAAUCAAGAUGCGGCUACAUCAACAGACACUCGGCAUGUGUAUAGUAAUGAUAUAAGUAGAGAUUUAGCCGUUCUUAGGAACACUUUGCGACAAGAAACUGCUUUGAGUACUAUGAAAGAUAUUGAAGAUGAAACAAGAUACUUGGAAAGUCGCUAUAUUAAUGAAAAUGUUUCUAAAAAUUCAGUAAAUAAAGCACUGUCACCAACUUUAAGUAGUAACAGUGAACAUUAUGCACAGCUCAGUAUAGAACAACAGGAAGCAACAAGAUUGUAUGUUAAUGUUGCCCCGGCUGAUCCAAAUCUACCUGAAACUGAGAAAAAUGACCCUAUUCCCACAACACCACUCACACCCAAACAAGUUGAAUAUUGUAACUUAACUAUUAACAACAAGCAGGAAAUUAAUAGUUAUGCAAACUUGUUAUUGGGGGAAAUAGCUGAGAACUCCAAAAACCUCAAAUCAAGUCUCCAUUUCAAUAUUCCAGAUCCGAAUCAAAAGUUUUCUGAAUCUGAUACUUUCACUUCAAUGUCACCAGUGGAAGAACUCGAAGUUAACUAUGCUAUUCUGGAUAUAGAUACUAGCAAAGAUUAUUCAAAAGCGGCAAGAGAAUUAGUUUCACCAGAAAGUCAAUCUUAUGCAAGUUCAAAAAAUGAAAGCACCACAUCGCAUUCAUCACAAACUCGUGGGCGUUUGGUGUCGCAGAAUAGCUUUGACAAGACAACUACGACAAACACUUUGUCAACCGUUACUCCUUUGAAUAUUGGAUAUACUACAAUUGAUUUUGAUAAAACAGUUGCAUUGACAUCUGUUGCUUCGGGUGAUGUUAUCGACUGCUCAAGAAAAACACGACACAAUUCAUGCAGCAUUGCUUGUGGCAGCCCUGGCCUCAUUGACAAAACUCAUAAAUAGAAUUUUACAAAAAUGUUAAAAAAUAGGUUCUAUUUAUGGUACCUAAUAGAAAUAUCUGCCAAAUAUGUUAAUUUUGUUAAGUAUAAAAACAAUUUUUUUUAACCUAUAGAACGACAAGGCUAUCUAAACCAAAUCUUGAUCAUAUUAGUGCUCCCCUGCCAAUGUCAUAUUAAGAUAAAUAUUUCUGAUAGAACCUAUUGCGAUAACGCCUCUCACUGGUUCAGAUAUCCUUGUUUGACCAUAAUUAGACUAUAAGCACAAUUGUAACGGUCAAAUAUGCAUUCAGAUAAUAAACAACAAAUUAGUAGUAUGACAAAAACUGAUUGCCAAGUACAACUUAAAUUAUAAGCAUUGUGGCAAACUGCAGUGAUAAUCUGCAAGCCUUCCAAUAUUUAAUCAUAAAGUGGAUUUAAUUUGUUAUUCUACCAGAUAAAUGUCGGCUAGUAACAUGGCUUAAAAAAGUGAACAUAUCUUUAGUCAUAUAUUCUAAAUUUGUCUUAAAUUUAAUAUGACUAAAUUUAUUGCUUUAUGUAAUUAUUAUGAAUGUUAUAAAAGC
Molecule: messenger RNA, 2504 nt
Organism: Papilio machaon (common yellow swallowtail)
Lineage: Eukaryota; Metazoa; Arthropoda; Insecta; Lepidoptera; Papilionidae
Product: fibroblast growth factor receptor substrate 2
Exons: 3
Coding region: 407-1948 (513 amino acids)
Biological process (GO): cell surface receptor protein tyrosine kinase signaling pathway
Cellular component (GO): cytoplasm
Source: RefSeq, a predicted model, not a curated record